ACUCGAAGUGGUAUGAGUAAAUAUAUUUCUCAUCAAAUAAAAAAAAUAUGUAUUUAUUAUCUAAUAACGCCCAAUUUAGAAUCAGUAUCAGUGCGACUUUCAAACUAAGUUAAAGUUGCUUGGCUUUGCAGAUUUUGCUGUGAAUAAUAAAGAGUGAAAUGGCUCCAAUUAAGUUCUAUCAUCAUCCCAUGAGUCCACCUUCGCGUAUCGUCCUUUUGACUAUCAGGAACUUAAAUCUACACGCGAACAUUGAAGUCGUUGAUCUUAUGAAUAAAGCCCAAUUAAACCCUGAAUUUCUGAAGAUGAAUCCGCAGCAUACCGUGCCAACUAUUGAGGAUAAUGGAUUUGUUUUGUGGGAGUCCCGAGCUAUUGCUACGUACUUGGUUUCGGCUAAAGCUCCCGGAAGCUCCUUGUAUCCUUCAGACGUAAAGAAGAAGGCCAUUGUGGAUGCCAGAUUGUAUUUGGAACAAGCCUUGCAAAUUUCUCACAGUACAAUAGCGUAUCCAAUUUUUCUGGGAGAGGCUACAACUAUUCCAGAUGAUAAAAAACAAAAAGUCUACCAAAUUUUGGGGAAUUUAAAUUCAUUUUUGGAAGGUCAAAAAUAUGCUGCCGGUGAUGAGCUAACCAUUGCUGAUUUGGCUCUUUUGGCUACCAUCACAAGUAUCUACGAACUUGGCGCGAAUGUUAGUAAAUUCAAAAACAUUUAUGCUUGGUACAAGAGGAUGGAGUCUGUUCCAGGUCAUCAGGAAAAUUAUGAAGGCGCAAAGGCUUUAGGAAACUUCCUACGAUCAAAAGCUGAUAUAUCAAGCAACUGGGAUGAUUAGAUGUAUCAGUGGAUAUGUUUGUCAUAAUUCAAUAAAAGUUACAGCUGGGGUUCACGAAUUU
Molecule: messenger RNA, 885 nt
Organism: Phlebotomus papatasi
Lineage: Eukaryota; Metazoa; Arthropoda; Insecta; Diptera; Psychodidae
Product: glutathione S-transferase 1-1-like
Exons: 3
Coding region: 159-824 (221 amino acids)
Biological process (GO): glutathione metabolic process
Molecular function (GO): glutathione transferase activity
Source: RefSeq, a predicted model, not a curated record